Messenger RNA from Cordyceps militaris CM01, 984 nucleotides. RefSeq names its product 2-amino-3-carboxymuconate-6-semialdehyde decarboxylase, putative. The record is from RefSeq and is a predicted model, not a curated record. The coding region runs from base 1 to 984 and encodes 327 amino acids. Gene Ontology annotation, molecular function: carboxy-lyase activity; hydrolase activity. Lineage: Eukaryota; Fungi; Ascomycota; Sordariomycetes; Hypocreales; Cordycipitaceae. Gene Ontology annotation, biological process: secondary metabolic process. Gene Ontology annotation, cellular component: cytoplasm; cytosol. The transcript has a single exon.
AUGCGACCUCUCAUCGCCCUCGAGGAGCACUUUGCCUCCCCAGCCGUCAUCGCCUCUAGCGCUGACGCCAAAGCGCACUACGCCCACUUCCCCCCGCAUAUCCUCGACAAGCUGACGGAGUUGGGCGAGACGCGCGUGGCCGACCUGGACAAGGGCCACGUCUCGCUGCAAGUCGUCUCACACGGGCCCGGCAAUGUCGGCGCAGCCGUGUGCACCACUGUAAACGACGAGCUGGCCGCCGCCGUCCGCCGCCACCCCACGCGCCUCGCCGGCUUCGCCAUGCUGCCGAUGCGUGAGCCCGACGCCGCGGCCGAUGAGCUUGAGCGCUGCGUCGCCACGCUCGGCUUCGUCGGUGCGCUGCUCGAGAAUCACCUCGACGGCGUGUUUUACGAUGCCGAGGCCUACUGGCCCGUCUUUGCGCGCGCCGAGCGCCUCGACGUCCCGCUCUACAUCCACCCGACAUUUGCCUCAGACGCCAUGGCCGACCACUACCAGGGCAACUACCCGGACAGCGUGGCGCUCGCCCUCAGCGCCUUUGGCUGGGGCUGGCACGCAGAGACGGGCCACCACAUUCUGCGCCUGUUUGCGGCAGGUCUAUUUGACCGCUUUCCAAAGCUCAAGAUUGUCAUUGGCCACAUGGGCGAGAUGCUGCCCUUUCAGCUCGAUCGCUGCAUCGCCAUAUCGGAGCGCUGGGGCGCUAAAGAGCGCGGGCUUCGCCAGGUCUGGCGCGAGAACAUCUGGGUGACGACGAGCGGCAUGUUUACUCUGACACCGCUCAAGUGCUUGCUGGAGACGAUGCCCAUCGACCAUGUACUAUACAGCGUCGACUAUCCGUUCUCGGCAAAUGAAAAGGGUUUCGAGUUUCUGAACAAGAUUGAGAAGAGCGGCUUGAUCACGGGUGAGGACCUAGACCUGUUUGCAUACAAGAAUGCCGAGAAUCUACUGCGAGUGAAGGCGGCGCCUAAUCAAGACGCGACAAGAUAG